AUGGCAGGUGAGUCCACCAAUGUGCCAGCGAAGCGGAAGAUGUCCGACCUCUCCGAGUCCACUGCGGAGGAUCUCGAUUUCUGCGAGUAUGUUGUGGACACGCAGCCGCUGCAGAUGCGGUGCCCAAUCUGCUUGGAGGUGCGGCACGGCACUGCCGGCGACUUCGACCACAACCAGCGGUGGAUCGUGUUGCAGUGCUGCGAGGAUGCCGUGUGCCGACAAUGCUUGCGGCAGCACCUGCAGAUCAACGGCAACUCCUGCCCUUUGAAUGCGUCUCAUCGGCUGGUGGACAUGGAUGUCAUCGCUGGGUGCUGCGAGCCCAAGGAGUGGGUGAAACUGGAGCAGCGGAGAAGAUACCAAGAAGCCGGCGGCAGAGGCUUCUGCUGCACGGGGGACUGUGCCUCGGUGAUGCCGGCCUGCCCACCGCUGCCGCCGUGGAACAGCCAGCCCUUUCCUGCGCCGUGCCCAGGUUGCCAACUGGCGCACUGCGGCAGGUGUGGCAGCCCAUGGCCGGACUCCCUGCUGGAGCGCCACCUCUGCGAGGAUCUGCGACACUCCGCCCUGCGCGACGUGCAGAGCCGUGUGGCAGCCGAGAGGCUAGUUGCGCCGAUGCUCGACACGCUGAGCCAUGCGCUGGUUACGGGCACCUCCUGGAACUGGGUCUCUGCCACUGUCCAAACCUUGGCUGCAGAGACAGCCAGGGCACGUCUGAACGGCGUUGGGCUUAGCCAAGAAGGUACAGACCUUCUGAUGGACAGCUUCCCCGCGCCGGUGGCCGUGGAUGCGCAAGGUGCCUCCGAGCUGCGGCUCUUGCAGAUGUUGCAGGAGUACCGGGCCGAGCGCAGGCAGGGCCAGGAAGGCGAAGAUGUCGACUGGUUAACGGCCAUGCAGCACGAGGGUGAACGCAUUGCCUUUCUGCGACGCGGGCGGCGUCACACCGCCACGUUGCGGCAGCUGGAGACUUUGAACACUCAGCGCAGACAGGACGGCGUGGGGCCGAUCAAGGACUGCCCGUCGUGUCAGCAUCCCACCGAGCGCAUCGACGGGUGCAACAUCAUGACCUGCAGCGUUUGCAAGGCGGAGUGGUGCUUUAUUUGUGCGCGCUGCAAAGGCGGUCCGUCGGGGUGCAACCACUACCACUGCCAGUUUGCAGAGGAGGAGGCAAACCGAGCGCAAGGCGAGGCAUCGUCCUCGACGGUGCCAGUUUCGACCCAGGCGUGAGUUGUGAGAGCUUCCGACCCUGCAUUGCAAUGCCCCUCCGCAUGCGGAGAGGUGUAGAUCUUUUUUGCGAGGCGCCUGUGGCAGAGGGAACGGACCCACACUUUGU
Effrenium voratum is the source of this 1327-nucleotide messenger RNA. NCBI's taxonomy places the organism in Eukaryota, Dinophyceae, Suessiales, Symbiodiniaceae. The record is from the annotation of a GenBank genome assembly.